Molecule: messenger RNA, 15684 nt
Organism: Pelobates cultripes (western spadefoot toad)
Lineage: Eukaryota; Metazoa; Chordata; Amphibia; Anura; Pelobatidae
Source: the annotation of a GenBank genome assembly
GCCCCGGUGUGGGUGACGCGCCGGGUCCAGUGGAGGAGGACAUAGCGAGGUGGCCGACCGGGCGGGGAGCACGGAGCGGGGCCCGGGGAUGUCGGUGAACAUGGAGGAGCUGCGGCACCAGGUGAUGAUCAAUCAGUUCGUGCUCGCGGCUGGGUGUGCGGCGGAUCAGGCCAAGCAGCUCCUGCAGGCGGCGCACUGGCAGUUCGAGGUGAGGGGGAGGAGGACAGACAGUGUUUAUACACUCACCAUGUGUUCUAUCUGUCUGUCUGAUCUAUACAGCAUUCCCACAGCUAUUAUAAUAUAUCAUUAUAUUAUUAUAUCUAUACAGCAUUCCCACAGCUAUUAUAAUAUAUCAUUAUAUCUAUACAGCAUUCCCACAGCUAUUAUAAUAUAUCAUUAUAUUAUUAUAUCUAUACAGCAUUCCCACAGCUAUUAUAAUAUAUCAUUAUAUCUAUACAGCAUUCCCACAGCUAUUAGAAUAUAUCAUUAUAUUAUUAUAUCUAUACAGCAUUCCCACAGCUAUUAUAAUAUAUCAUAUCAUAUCUAUACAGCAUUCCCACAGCUAUUAUAAUAUAUCAUAUCAUAUCUAUACAGCAUUCCCACAGCUAUUAUAAUAUAUCAUUAUAUCAUUAUAUUAUUAUAUCUAUACAGCAUUCCCACAACUAUUAUAAUAUAUCAUUAUAUCUAUACAGCAUUCCCACAGCUAUUAUAAUAUAUCAUUAUAUCUAUACAGCAUUCCCACAGCUAUUAUAAUAUAUCAUUAUAAUAUAUCAUAUCUAUACAGCAUUCCCACAGCUAUUAUAAUAUAUCAUUAUAUCUAUACAGCAUUCCCACAGCUAUUAUAAUAUAUCAUUAUAUCUAUACAGCAUUCCCACAGCUAUUAUAAUAUAUCAUUAUAAUAUAUCAUAUCUAUACAGCAUUCCCACAGCUAUUAUAAUAUAUCAUUAUAUCUAUACUGCAUUCCCACAGCUAUUAUAAUAUAUCAUUAUAUUAUUAUAUCUAUACAGCAUUCCCACAGCUAUUAUAAUAUAUCAUUAUAUCUAUACAGCAUUCCCACAGCUAUUAUAAUAUAUCAUAUCAUAUCUAUACAGCAUUCCCACAGCUAUUAUAAUAUAUCAUUAUAUCUAUACAGCAUUCCCACAGCUAUUAUAAUAUAUCAUAUCAUAUCUAUACAGCAUUCCCACAGCUAUUAUAAUAUAUCAUUAUAUCUAUACAGCAUUCCCACAGCUAUUAUAAUAUAUCAUAUCAUAUCUAUACAGCAUUCCCACAGCUAUUAUAAUAUAUCAUUAUAUUAUCAUAUCUAUACAGCAUUCCCACAGCUAUUAUAAUAUAUCAUUAUAUUAUUAUAUCUAUACAGCAUUCCCACAGCUAUUAUAAUAUAUCAUUAUAUUAUUAUAUCUAUACAGCAUUCCUAUAGCAUAUAUAUAUAUAUAUAUAUAUAUAUAUAUAUAUAUAUAUAUAUAUAUAUAUAUAUAUAUAUAUAUAUAUAUCUCAUUAUAAUACAUCAUUAUAUUAUAUCAUUAAAUCAUUAUCAUUUUAUAUAUAUAUAUAUAUACAGCAUUCCUAUAGCUAUCCAUUAUAUAUCAUUAUAUUUAUACAGCAUUCUUAUAGCUAUUUUAUAUAUAUUAUAUCUAUCCAUCAUUCUUUUAGCUAUCCAUUAUUAUAUAUAUCAUUAUAUUAUAUCUAUCCAUUCUUAUAGGUAUUUUAUAUAUAUCAUUAUAUUCUAUCUAUCCAUCAUUCUUAUAGCUAUCCAUUAUAUCUAUUUUUUUAUAUAUCUGUCAUUAUCAUUCUAUCUAUUAUACUUUUUUAUUUUUAUAUAUAUAUAUAUAUAUAUAUAUAUAUCUCUUUCAUUGUAACUAUAUCAUAGCUAUCUAUCAAUAUAUAUUAUAUUUAUCUUUCUACUAUAUGUAUUUAUCAUUAUUACAUCAGUCAUUGUUUAUUGUAUUUAUCUGUCUAUAAUUCUGUCUAUCAUUGUAUCUAUUAUAUCUUUCCAUCAUUCUAUCUAUCAUAUAGAUUCUGUCUAUUAUUGUAUUCUAUAUAUAUCAUUAUAUAUCUAUCCAUCUGUUCUAUCGAUCAUUCCAUUAUAUUGAUCAGUCUAUUAUAUCAAUCCUGUAUAUAUUUAUAUAGGUGUGUAAUUUUAAUGUGUGUGUGUGUGUAUACAUAUAAAUAGAGCGCAUGUAUGUGUUUGCGUUUGUACACAUGCAUUGUAUUCAUAGGUGUAUUGUUUUGUUUAUAUGCAUACAUACAGUUUUUUUCAUUUGGGGUGAGGGCUAAGCUUUGACUGCCCAGUGGCUGUGGAUGUCUUUUUUUUUUUUUUAAAUAUUUUUAUUUUAUCAUUAUUGAUAUUUAUAUAGCGGCAACUUAUUCCGCAGCGCUGUGCAAUAUUACGAAUGUGGAAAUUUAACAAAUGUUACUGCUCGAAAGAGCCUACAAUCUAAAGAUAAUACACAAUGGCUGACAAGCAUUAUAGGAAAUAUAGUCCAUGAGGCUUCAUGUGCAUUAUAGGUAACAGACAACAAAUGCCGGACUGCCAAGCUUAGUCAUUCGUAAUAUACACAAAAUUUAUAUAUGGUUGUUGGCAUGCUUCUUUCGUUUACGUAAAUGCACAUGUAAAUGAUAUUGUAAAAUUCAUGUCAUGCACAUAUACACUCAUCUUGCUUAUACACAUGUAGUGUGUGCACUAAAACAUUUAAUCUAUAUACACCAUUAAUUGUUUUCUUUACAAAAAAAGGCUAUACCAGACAGAGUGAUUUUAUUUGAACCCUAGAAAUAACUGAUGACGUUCUAUUGCUGCAUGCAUUCAAACAAAAGCUGUCAACGACAAAGCUUACAACCAUUAUACUACCUAUAAAAUGUGUAAGCAUGCUGUACAGACUCGCUUUAAAUGUGUAACCUUAAAUAAUUGCAUGAUGACAACGAUUGCGCACAUCCAUUUAAAUUAACAUAAUGUGAUGUAAUACAUAUAAACCUUAUAGAUUUAUUUAUUUUAAUUUUUUUUUUUUUUAAGUCAUUCUUUUUGUACUUCUAGUGUACAUCAUUGUAAAAUCAUGGAUGAAAAUGAUAAUACAGGCGUCCCCCACUCCUCCAUCCUGUGUAUAUCAUUGCCUGUCCAUGUACAGGCAAGGAUAUACUGAAAGAAUUAAUACAUUUAGGCGCAAUCUAUAUACUAAUCAUGCCUAGUGGACGUGUUGCCUUAGGUGUGAUUGCACAAUGGUGUUUAUUGCAUAAAUACAUUGAAAUGUGUAUACAGGGCAAUGUCAUUUUAAAUAUUGCAGUAUUAUAUCUACAGUAUGUCAUCAGACACAAAGGAUAUUUAUUUGUAAUGCACACUUAAAGCAAACCUAAAUAUAAAAAAAAGUAAUGAUUCUUUUAAAAAAUAUUUUAUUUAAACAGCCCGAUGUUUCUUGUACCGAUGGCUAUUUUGCAUAUUUACUGUAAAUGUAUAACCUUCCUUGGUUAUACAAUUCUCCAAAGAUUUUUUUUUUUUUAAAAAUUUUUAUUUGCAGCCAUAAUUGGUUUCAUCACAAAGCUUUCUAUUUGCAUGGAUGGUUUGUUAUAAAAUAGUUGAACCACUAUCCAGAGAUGGGGGAGAUGCAGUUUAGGGUGUUAAACCUGUCUGUUCAGUAUGGGAAGGAGAAGAAGGUGGGGGUUGGUUUAAAGCCCACGUGUCUAUUUAUAAACACAGUAAUUUUAUCUCCCAUGUAUACUUACAGCUUGCUCGGAUCCCUCAAUAUAUCCACCUCUGCCAGUAUGGGAUGUGUUUGCUUCCUAUAAUGUGAGCCUGGCCUUAUUAUGACAGGGGAGAACAGGGGGUUUCAAUAUGAACACUUUCACUUGUGAUUUUAAAUUCCCCUUUUGUUACAAGAACAACAAACAAAUGCAUGUACACAGACAAAGUCCAAUUGUAGAUAUUUUGUCACUGAACCGUUAAUUGUAACAAAUUAAAACAGAAUUGCAAAAUUCACGCUAAAAUAACCAGAGCUCACUCAAUAGUUGAGUGAUGGCUUAACGAUUCUAGCUCAAGUUGUUUAUUUGUUUUAGUUUUUUUUUUCGUUCACUGUUUAGGGAAAUAAAUGAAAAUCCAUCAUCUCUCUGAGGCAGAUUACUUGUCGUUUUUUUUUUUUGGUUUGUUUUUUAAAAACAUGCUUUAGAAAUGCAUAGGGGGAAAUAUCAAAACAUCUGAUAUGAGCAAAGUACAUUUAGUAUCUGUAGUUUGUACACAAAUGGAUGAAUAUCCAUUUUAUAACUGGUAUUAUUUACCUGUUAAUUAUUAAAGUACAGUAUCAUUCACAUUUCCUAAUAUAAACAAGAAGAAAGAAAAUUAUGAUUUCUAAAUCGCUAAUCCUGUUUGCUUAGCUUGCCUGUGUCACAUGCCUGAUUGUGAAAUCCUGCACAGUGACUGCCCAGCAGUGAGAGGGUUAACAUGCCAUUGUUAUUGUUGUCAGAUCCCCGCCUCGUUUUGCCGCACAGACACACACACACAAAUCUUAUCCCUACUCCUUUCUCUCUGCUGUUGUGGUAUUAGAGUUACUUUGUUUAUGUGAUCUUAUGAAGAGCAUGUUCCCCACCCCCAUCUCUAGGGACAAUACACAUUGUUUACAGCCAUAUAAGGAGGAGUCAGCAUUAGAACCCUGCUUCCUCUAUUGCUACUGUGUAUUGCACAAUCAUGUACAUCAAACAAGCUGAUCCACGCCAGUAUGCGUAAUGCUACAUUAUUGCAUUCUUUGUGAUUUUUACACAAGGCUCUGAAUAAAGAUGGUGUUGUGGACAUUCGUGUUUGUGUAUAAUCUGUAUUUUGUACCCUUGACCAUACAAAUCUUUAGUGGAAAUCAGCUUUCAAUUUUCAACCAAGGAGAUGCGUUGCAAAUUAUAUUACUGUUUGCAAUUUGUACUGACAUUUUUAUGUGCCUGUUCAUGUUGCUGUUGGUAAUCCUGCUUCUAGGAGUGCAGACACACGUCUCAUUGUUCGAUGUAUAUGUGUCAUGACACAUCUAUUUAAUGUCUAUGGAUAUAUUAAUAAACGAGCGCUUUCCAUUGGAGAACUGAUAAAUAAACUCGUGUUUUGGUUUUCAGACACCUGCCAUUCUGUUGCAAUGUUCUGAAGGAACAUUUAUUAUUUAUUUAUAAAAUAUUUUACCAGGAAAGAUACAUUGAGAUUUCUCUCGUUUUCAAGUAUGUCCUGGGAUUUUCAAGUAUGCAGUUAGACUGCACAGCUCUAUAACAAAAAUAAUUCCUUGUAUAUGUAUUACACUAUGUAUGCAUAGAGUAAGAUUCUGUUCCAUAUUUAUCAGAUGCAAUAUGUUGGUUUGUGGGCAGUUAUACCGUAUGGGAAUUAUAUUUGCGGCCUUGUUUCCAGAUGUAUGUGCUAGAAAAUGGAAUAACCUCAAAUAUCUCUCCCUUUUAUCUGUAUUCAGACGGCACUCAGCACUUUUUUUCAAGAAUCAAAUGUCCCCAGUGCUCAGCAUCAUCCACAUAUGGUAAGUAUUUUGUCUUUCAUGUUGUACACACUCUCAAUAACCUUGUAAGUGCUAUGUUGAUAUAAAUUCGUAGUUAAACUAUGUGCAAACUGUUUUAGAGGUUAAUAUGGGUGUUUCUCUAGAGUGCACGUGUCCAGGCUAGCUGUCCCCGCUGGCAGGAAUGUGUAACAGAUUAGUGAGUGUGUGACACCACAGGGCUGUCCACAGCAUGUAAACACUGCAGAGGCUGAAUGUGUAACCACCACAACAAAAUGGCUUCCAGGAAAUCGGGUGGGUGGAGAAGGGGGAUCUAAGAGGUGGGUUUCAAUGCUGUGCUGUGUGCGGAAGUGUAUGAUCUUUGCAUAAUUUUUUUGUUUAUAUCAUUUGUUGUCUGGUUCAUAUUCUGUUUGCAUGUGUUUUUUUUUAUUUUAUUUAUUUUUUACCGUUUUUUUCUUUGUAGCUUCUUUUGAUGUGUGUGUGUGUGUGUGUGUGUGUGUGUGUGUGAUAUAUAUAAUAUAUAAUAUAUAUAUAUAUAUAUAUAUAUAUAAAUUUUUUUUAUUUUUUUUUUUGUAAAAUAAAAACAAACCCUAUCAUCAAGAACUACAUAUUUAAGAUGCAUAAGGUUACAAGAUAAUGUCUUAUUGUGAUCUUAAAUUGUUGAUUACAUAUUAGAUCCCCAGCUAUUGUAAAACUGCAGUGUAUUUUACACCUGACAGAGCAUUAUGGCGGUUGUGUUUCUCUUAUAUCUAAGGAAAUAUCUUUUUGGACAGCCCUCUUUUUUUGAAAAAUGUUUUGUUUGCAGGUUGGUAUUUUAGAACUCUUGUUGUUUGAUUAGUCUGUAAACACUUUGCGGAUGUUAAGGUUUUAAUCUGUGCCUGGGGUUUAGUGUUAAUGCUUGGUAAUUACUAUUUGUGCUGCACAGAUGUGAAUUAGUGAUAGGUUAGGUUCCUUGUCUCAACCGGUGACCUUUGAAAGGCCCUGCUUGCUGUUUACAUGGUGAGAUCAGAGCCACCUUUGCACACAAACAGUCUGGGGAAAACAAAGGAGAAAGUAAAGAAGCAGUCACUCCUAGACUCUGUACUGAACUAAUGGAAGUCAUGUCAGAAUAUUUGAUUGUUUUAAGGUGACUAGUAUAAUUUUACUUGUGAUCUUCAUAUGGUGUGUGUUAGUCAGGGAGUUAAAUCUCUCAUGUAGAGUAGCGUGUAAACAAUUGUUUGUUUACAAAUAACGUAUUGUUUGAUUCCAUUUACUGGUAAUGCGGGUUGGUUGUACUGAAAUUUUUCAUAUGUAGACCUGUUAAGAUCAUUUCUUUUUCCAUAGCCAUUUUUUAUUUUUUUGUAAAUUAAAAGGAAAUCCACUUACGUUCACUGCUCAGGAAUUUUCUCGUCUGGUGGUGGGGGUGUUGCACAAGAGCUAUUCACAGAUCAUGCAAUGUGUUUUGAACAAAUCGGCUUACAUGUAAAAUGUUUUUUUUAUUUUUGGGGGGUUUUUUUUGGAGAACUAUGGGGGCCUUGUAAAAUGACUGAGUAGAAUUGUGUUGGCUGUCAAUCAGUGUGGACUUUUCACAGGUGUGUCUGCCAGUACAAAAGUUCACCCCAAUCAGCAAACAUUUUUAAAGAACCUAUAUAAUGAUUAUACUCUGGUGACUAUAGGGUCUCUUUAACCCCUUAAGGACCAAAUUUCUGGAAUAAGAGGGAAUCAUGACAUAUCACACAUGUUAUGUGUCCUAAGGGGUUAUGUGGGCGUAUCGAUUAAAAACAAAAACAGCGCCUAUACUUAAAUGUCACCUAGCUUUAAAUGUAACUUAUUUUAUGUAUUGGUUCCGCAUAAACAUAUAAUUAAAAAUAAAAUAAAUAAUAAUAAAAUAAUACAAUAAUAAAAAUAAAUAUAUAUAUUUAUAUUAUUAUUAUUAUUAUUAUUUCAUUAUUUUAUUUUUAUUUUGAGGUGUACCUGUGAACAACUUAUGCGGUAAAUUACCCACUUUUUAAAAAAAAAAAAAUUUUUUUUUUAUUGAUUUGCAAUAAAUCUUGUAUAACGUUCGCCCCUUCUCCGGCCGCAAAAUGAUAAAAAAAAAAACAAAAAACCUUUCAGUCACAAACCUUACUCUAGUGCCAAUGUCCCUUGCACUGGUUCAUACUCCUCCUCUGCUAAUGUCAUAAGUAGGACAAACUUUGUUUUUUUAAAGCCGCUGGGAGUCCUCAUGCAAAACAUCAAACUCCAUGGAAGGCCAGGAAGCGCCUUACUCUAAAAAGGCAAUGUUUUACAUUGAAGGACUUAUGGGAACAGGGACACUGCAGUGGUCUGGGUGCCUACACUGUCCCUUUUAGGAACUUAUUCACAUUAUAUAAAAGUAGAAAGUUUAAAAAAACAAAAAACACUUCCUAUUUAUAGUGCACAACACUGGGCAUUAGAUAUCAGCAUGACGCUCGGACAGUCAAGAGCCUUUCAAUCAGGUCUGAAGUAUGAACUGUUUUGUUCCUUUAAAAAUCUAUUAAAAAAAAAAAAGUAUGCAAUAUAGAGCUAAUUGUUUAAGCCAAUUUUCCUCUUACAUGUGAAUACAAAAAUGAAUAUCCCUUAAUAUAAGAUUAAUAUAGAACAACGUUUAAGUGUAAAUUUUAGGUGUUUUGUUUCGUAACUAGAGGUUGUUAUUAUUUAUUAACAUUUUGGUUCCUCUGUAUGUUUGUUUUUAAAAGGUUACUCUAACCAUCAUCGUGGUUAUGGUGAGAAGAGUAAAGUAGCUCCAUUUCCCUCAACGGGGCAAACCAUUUUUGAAAAGUUUUUUUUCCCUCUUACCUCAGUCCCUAUGGGCUCCUGGUUUGCGCUGCAGUCAGGUUUAAAGGGAUACUGUAGUCACCAGAUAAAACCUAAAGCUUAUUGUAUUUUCAAAGAAAAUGCAGUGUUUACAUUACAGCUUAGGGAUAACUCCACUGGCCACUCCUCAGUUGGCUACUAGAGGGCCUUCUUGGGGAAGUGCUGUACACUGCAGCACUGUCAUUCAGUGUCUCCACCCUCUGCAUGGAGACACUUAACUUUCCUCAUAGAGAUGCCUUGAUUCAAUGCAUCUCUAUGAGGAGAUGCUGAUUGGCCCGGGCUGUGUUUGGCUCGUGCUGGCUCUGCACUUGAUCUGCCUCCUUGACAGUCUCAACCAAUCCUAUGGGAAAGCAUUGUGAUUGGCUCACCAAAUCACUUCUAAUGAUGUGAGCCAAGCAGGCAGAUCAGGGACAGAAGCAGCUGCUGCAGACCUAAAUACAAGUAAGAUUUUACUAUAUUUAGGAGGGUAAGGUGGGAUAGAUGGUGGUUUUAACACUAUAGGGUCAGGAAUAUAUGUUUGUGUUCCUAACCAUAUAGUGUUUCUUUAAGAUAUGCAGCUUCUACAGAGCUUUAGAAGCCAGAUUCUGAUCCUGCCGCUCAUUUAUUGGCUGAGAGCAUUAGUUGACUGCUUUCCGUCAAUAAAUGAACACACGUGCUUCGAAAUAUGCACAUUAUUGAUAUUAGCAAGCCCAGAACUCUAGUUCCUUGCUGGUUGAGCCCCCAAUGGUGCUGUAGGGUUUCAAAGCAAAGAGCUGCACAUACAGACUCCAGGCACCAUGACCACUUCCAAUCACUGAACGAGGUCGUGAUUCUUAGAGUAACCCUUUUAAUAGCCAAAAAAAAGCCAUUUUGUCCAUUAUUACACAGAAGUUGAAAUUGAUGGGCACUCCCCUUGUCUCCGUGUGAGGCAUAUGUUAGUCCAUGUACAAUGAAGCCUCCUUUUUGUUGUUUUUUUCUUUAUAAUGCACUUCACCUGAAAAAAAAUUUAGUGUGCAAUUAGCUUUAAUGUAUUUUCACUUGUUCACAAUAUGAUAUACAGUUGCAAGAAAAAGUAUGUGAACCCUUUGAGAUGAUAUGGAUUUUUGCACAAAUUGGUCAUAAAAUGUGAUCUGAUCAUCUAAGUCACAACAAUAGACAAUCACAGUCUGCUUAAACUAAUAACACACAAAGAAUGAAAUGUUGCCAUGUUUUUAUUGAACACACCAUGUAAACAUUCACAGUGCAGGUGGAAAAAGUAUGUGAACCCUUGGAUUUAAUAACUGGUUGAACCUCCUUUGGCAGCAAUAACUUCAACCAAACAUUUCCUGUAGUUGCAGAUCAGACGUGCACAACGGUCAGGAGUAAUUCUUGACCAUUCCUCUUUACAGAACUGUUUCAGUUCAGCAAUAUUUUUGGGAUGUCUGGUGUGAAUCACUGUCUUUAGGUCAUGCCACAGCAUCUCAAUCGGGUUGAGGUCAGGACUCUGACUGGGCGACUUCAGAAGACUUAUUUUCUUCUGUUUAAGCCAUUCUGUUGUUGAUUUACUUCUUUGCUUUGGGUCAUUGUCCUGUUGCAACACCUAUCUUCUGUUGAGCUUCAGCUGGUAGACAGAUGGCCUUAAGUUCUCCUGCAAAAUGUCUUGAUAAACUUGGGAAUUCAUUUUUCCUUCGAUGAUAGCAAUCUGUCCAGGCCCUGACGCAGCAAAGCAGCCCCAAACCAUGAUGCCCCCACCACCACACUUCACAGUUGGGAUGAGGUUUUGAUGUUGGUGUGCAGUGCCUUUUUUUCGCCACACAUAGUGUUGUGUGUUUCUUCCAAACAACUCCACUUUGGUUUCAUCUGUCCACAGAAUAUUUUGCCAGUACUGCUGUGGAACAUCCAGGUGCUCUUCUGCAAACUGUAAACGUGCAGCAAUGUUUUGUUUGGACAGCAGUGGCUUCCUCUGUGGUAUCCUUCCAUGAAAUCCAUUCUUGUUUAGUGUUUUAUGUAUUGUAGAUUCGCUAACAAUGAUGUUAGCAUUUACCAGUGACUUUUGUAAGUCUUUAGCUGACACUCUAGGAUUCUUCUUCCCCUCAUUGAGCAGUCUGCGCUGUGCUCUUGCAGUCAUCUUUACAGGACGGCCACUCCUAGGGAGAGUAGCAGCGGUGCUGAACUUUCUCCAUUUAUAGACAAUUUGUCUUACUGUGGACUGAUGAACAGCAAGGCUUUUGGAGAUAUUUUUAUAACCCUUUCCAGCUUUCUGCAAGUCAACAAAUCUUAAUCGUAGGUCUUCUGAGAGCUCUUUUGUGUGAGGCAUCAUUCACAUCAGGCAAUGCUUCUUGCGAAAAGCAAACCCAGAACUGGGGUGUGUUUGUUUUAUAGGGCAGGGCAGCUGUAACCAACACCGCCAAUCUCAUCUCAUUGAUUGGACUCCAGUUGGCUGACAUCUCACUCCUAUUAGCUCUUGGAGAUGUCAUUAGUCUAGGGGUUCACAUACUUUUUCCACCUGCACUGUGAAUGUUUACAUGGUGUGUUCAAUAAAAACAUGGCAACAUUUCAUUCUUUGUGUUUAAGCAGACUGUGAUUGUCUAUUGUUGUGACUUACAUGCUGAUCAGAUCCCAUUUUAUGACCAAUUUGUGCAGAAAUCCAUAUCAUUCCAAAGGGUUCACAUACUUUUUCUUGCAACUGUGUGUAUAUGUAUAUAUAUGUGUGUGUGUGUGUGUGUGUGUGUAUAUGUGUAUGUAUAUAUAUAAUAUUUUUUGCAGUAGUUAAGAAAUUAUUCUAAGUAAAGCUGUUAGUUGUACCAAUUUUGAAUGGAAAAAAGUCACUGAAGCCAGAUUUGUAAGGUAUAGAAAGAUCUAUAGGAGUAAUGGGGUGUUACUUUCAAUUUUGAGUUUGUUUUUGUAAAGUCAUGGGUAUUCUUUUAUUGUGCUAAUAAACUCAUUAUAGAGUAAAUCUGUAGUCACUUGUGUGCGGAAGCAUGUGUUUAUUGUGAGCCUUCUAGAAUUUGAUCUCGCUCAUCUCUUAAACCUGCAUCUUGACUUUAAUGUGACAGUCCUAAGAAAUAUUCAACCUUUUGAUUGACAAUUUUUAUUUAAUUUUUUUUAGAUGUGCACCCCAAGUAACACACCAGCCACACCGCCCAACUUCCCUGAUGCACUGGCUAUGUUCUCCAAGUUGCGAACCUCAGAGAGUCUGCAGCACAGCGGCAGCCCAGCUGCAUCCAAUGCCUGCUCCCCUCCUGGCAACUUUAACCCUUACUGGGCUUCCUCACCUCCUGGCCAGCAGCCAGUGUGGCUUCCUCCAGCCUCUCCCACCACACAUCUCCAUCAUCACCACCAUCAUCCGCAACCAGCAUGGCCCCCCAACACCCAGCCUGCUGGGGGGCCCCAAAAAGCCAUGACUGCCAUGGAUGGGCAGAGAUAAGACUGGGCAUGAGUGCAGUAGGGGAGGCUGUCACAAAUGGUGCCCUUUCUCUUUGCCUCUCACCUUGUUUCUUUUCUUUUUUUUUUUUUAAACCUUUUCUUUCUCCGGGGGUAGGAUGUGGCAAGAACCUUGUCCUCCUCCCAUUUAUAUAUAUAUAUAUAUUUUUAUUCCUCCCCCUCCUCCCCUUUUUAAUAUAUAAGUAUAAUAUAUAAAAAUAUGAAUUUUAUGUGAGGUGCUGGAAGAUGGAAAGCGGAGAAGAAGACGCAGUUGUGCUUUGACGCUUGCAGAAUUAGAAGAUGCAACCUAUUUAGGAUCUUGUAUGGAAUUAAAAAAGGAAAUCCCUUAAUAUAUGGGAAGAGGCUUUACGGUAUUAUCCCUCUUGUUCCUCAAAAUAUCUGACCCCAGUAUUUAUUUUAAACCCGAUUUCUUGGUGGGAAUGAUGGAAUUCAUCAUACGUUCAGCGAAAGCAUCCCUUCAUUUGAUAUUCAAUAGCGAGCGGGUGGGGAGGGAUGACGGAUGAUUUGCGCAGAAGACUUGGACUCUGGAACCUGCAACCAGGAAUAGAGACUGGUAUCUGUAAAACUAUAUGUGAAUGUCUGAUUGUGUUUUAUAUAUAUGCAGGUAUAUUAUAGAAAAAAUGGAGCUUGAGGCUUUCUUUGAUCUUCAACAGAGACCAGUGAUAGCAGCCGCAUCUGCAAAAACAACAAAACAGACUUCUCGCAACAAAAAAAGUUUAAUCAACCAUCAACUUUUCCAGCUACUUUCAAACAAUUCAUCAUAGCACUUUUGGAAUAAAUUGGCAUAUAGGGACAUCUAGAAGAGAUGGUAAUUAUGUAACUUCACCAGAGCAAGGACUGCAGUGGCUCCAGAACUUGGAAAUUAUGCAAGUAAUUACAGUAGUUUCCUUGUUGACACAAUGGUUGUUUAUGCCCGGUUGAAAAAUCAAUUAUAGGCUGCAUUUGUGUUGAAAAGACCACAAUUUUGGCAGUAAUCAUAACAUAGGCUACCUACUCUAGUGGUAUCUGACUGAUUGAUCAUUUGGGGCGGAAAACACCCUCCAUGUUUAACAUUGCUUUCUGGCAGCAAAAGGGGGAUAAUAUGCGCUUCACUUACAGCAAUAAAGUUUAACUCCUUAGAUCUUCUCCACCAUUUUAAGUGUCCCCAGUCACUUGUAUGACAAUCCAUGCUUUGUGUAGUGUAGAGCUAUACUCCAGGUGACUCCAUUUUGUAAUGUCAGUGUGUCCAUUUGCAGCCACCAGGAGCUGAUUUUGUAAAUAAAUAUUAGAGAAUGUAAUGUCAAAAAGGCUUCGGCUUAAUUGAAAUUGGAUGUGUUUAUUAACGGGGAGCUGUAUACAUGAUUUCCUCUUCUGCCUUGGUUCUAAAAUUAUAGUUAAAUAUUGUGUAUUUAACUAUGACCGUACUUAAUUCCCCAGGCCUAACUUUAUGCUUGCCAUCAUUCAUGCUAUAUUUGCAGCCAUAUGUUCCAAAUAUCUUCAUGUGCACCAUCUAAAGGGUUACUCCAAGCACCAUAACUACUUCAGUGAUUUGAAAUGGUUAUGUUGCAUAGAGUCUGUAUGUGCCAGCCCAGAACUAGAGUGCCAUGAUGGCGACUUUCAAUUGUGUGCAUAUUCCUAUGUGUGGAAUUGCAUUCAUUGGUUCAGAGGGGGUUAACUGACUGAUGUCUCCUGUAAAACCUCACUAACCAUAGGAGGAUCCCUGGUACCUGGCAGGGACCCAGGUAAAGGGGAAAACCAUUACUGGGUAUAUGGGUGAGGGUACUACCAGCAUCAUAACCACUACAGCUGGCUUUGGUUGUUAUGCUUGCAGUAACCUUUGAAAUAUAGGUGUAAAUGACAGUGAGUGCUUCUUAUAUAUCACAGGAGAGGAAUUAUGUUUACUGGACUUUUAUUUGGUCAAUUCAGAUUUCAAUUAUCAAGGUGAAGUAUAAGAAGCUCACUGCUUCUUACACUAUUUGUUACAAUAAUAAAGACCCUUAUAGAUUGAAUGGUGUUGACAUUAUGAACACUGUGUAAAUGGAAAAGGAAAAGUAUCUUGUUUCUAAUAUGGCUGUUUUACAAAGCCCUGUUGUUGGCCAAUGUGGACAGUCACUUGGUCUUACCCAAUGAUUUCAGCAUGCUCUUAUCCUAUAAUCAAUAAUGGAUAACCUUUUGUUUAUGAUCUAUUUUGUACUAAUUUAUCCCCCACAAUCUCCCUAGCAUCUGGAGUGAGAUAGUUUCGUCAUAAUAGACUUCUGUUGAACUCCCCCCCCCAAAAAAAAGUUCUGGAAUACAGGAAGUAGCUCUGUAAGCAAGGCAUAUAAGAAAGUAGCAUAUACCUCCUUGGCAUGAUGUAAACUGUACACCUCUAUGAUAAGUGGGGAUUAUUCACUAAACAGUAAGUUGAAAACAAAGGGGAAGGGGAAAACAGGCAAACAUUGGGCUGAGUUGAUCUCCCCCCACUUCCCCAACAGUCCUUUUCCUCAUUAUUUUGCAACUCCAUUAUGAACUCACUACAGCUCAGUUUUACACAGUAAACCUUGACCACAAGUCAAUAUCUGAUUCCUAAUCCAUUUUUUUUCUAGAUUUCACUACUUGCUGCUAGUUCUCUAGAACUUUUAAAAAAAAAUGAUUUAAAAAAAAUUUAUUUGUAGUAAUCACACUUGUACUACCUCAGCUGUAGUCUGCAGCAUCAGAAAAACAAAUGGAGCUAAACCUACGUGUGUGUAAAAAAAAUAAUAAAAAAAAUAUAAAUUUUUUUUUUUCCACGUGAAUAAAAAAUAAAUAAAAGAACCAGUUGGUAGUAGAAGGCAGUAUUUUGUAAUGGUAAUCAUGUCUAUUUUUGUAGGAGAGGUAAGAUGCAACAUUACCCAAUUUCACGAGUUCAAUAAAGUUGUGAUAGGUUUUUUGUUUUUUUUUUAUGUACAGUAAGCAUGUUUGCUAAGAAAGUGAGGAAAACUUUUAGAUUAGACUACAUAUGUAAGCCUUAACAAUGCAAGAAAAUACACCAAUUUCUGAUCUAGUAUUUCACAUUUUAACAUUUUGUAGAUAAAGUAAUAAUUCCCAUUAAACUAAGGUAGGGGCACACACAGAAUAGGAAAGAUCCCAGAAUCAAAUUUAGAAUGUUAUUAAAUGAGGUUGGAAACAGAUUUAUAUAGCCUGCCUCAGAUGUAUGCUCUGUCAUGCCAUUCUAGCACUUAAAAUGUAUGAUUUAUAAUACGUAAUAUUCAUAUUGUUGGUUACAAUGAACGCUACUAAAAAUGGAAUUGAGGUGCAUAUGGACCAUUUUGCUGUCGGGGGCUGCCAUUUUGUCAGCAGCAGAUGAUAGAAUCCACGUCUAUGAGUAAUUUCCCCCCCUCCCCGCCCCAAAGAUUACUGGUAUAUGAUGCAGUACACUGGUCACCUGAGUGGCCCUAUAUCUGAAGUGCAUUUUAGUACUCUGAGAUUGUGUUUCAGGGGGCUUCUGCUUGUUAUGGGGGGUAUAAACAAAGGUGAUAUAGUGGGUGGGUGAUAUGGGAGCUCUAUACUCCUUCCCCCAAACACACAAAAAUGGCUAUUGUAGUCAGAAUCAUGUUUAUAACCCAGAAUCUAAAAAGGAUUCUUUUUAUUUUUAAUUUAAACAGAAAAACAAUAAAAAAACUUUUUUUAACCCAGUCUUAAUUCCUGUUUUUUAUUUUAUACAUACAUUUAUUUUUGUUCUGUGUGUCUAUUGUUGACUAGUAUACAAACCAAGAUAUUUUCAUAUGGACACUUUUUUUGUAUGUUGGAUAAGUGAUGGCUAGCUAACCUUUACUACACUAGUUGCUGUAAGCUACAGUGUUAAUGAUGCUCAGCUAGAGAACAAAAUAUGGCUGGAGAUCAUGGGAGCUAUAGUCUUCUGCAACAUUAAUUUGUAAUCAGACAUCUUGAGCGUGAUUGGAGCUCUGCUUUGUUCUUGGGAUGUGUUACUUGAUGGCCACUAUAGAUGUCAAGAUCUUUCAAGUAGUAGUCCUUUGGCUUUUGUUAGGGAUCGACCGAUAUUGAUUUAAAAAAAAAA